This is a messenger RNA of Sander lucioperca (pikeperch), 3908 nucleotides long. RefSeq names its product ubiquitin specific peptidase 3 (gene usp3). Bases 492 to 2366 code for a protein of 624 amino acids. Gene Ontology annotation, biological process: protein deubiquitination. Gene Ontology annotation, cellular component: cytoplasm. The record is from RefSeq and is a predicted model, not a curated record. The transcript has 15 exons. Gene Ontology annotation, molecular function: zinc ion binding; cysteine-type deubiquitinase activity. Lineage: Eukaryota; Metazoa; Chordata; Actinopteri; Perciformes; Percidae.
UAGUGUAAGCGAAGUAGGAAGUAGUCAAACGUAACUCCCAGAAGCUGUUUCAUCUUUGUUUUAUAGUUGGCCAAAGAUUCUGGCCGAGCCGGCAGACACAACGUCACUUCCUCAAGUUAUUUUCAUUUGUUUGAGGCAAAGGCAAACGCCAGCAGUUAUCUAGCUAGUACCUUAUAAACCAAAGAUAACGUUACUAUUUUAACUUACAAUAUAUCAGGGUUGAAACGGCAUUACCUUUUUUUUCUGUAAACUUUUGUACCCUGAAAUUAUGCAAGAAAUAUAGCAGCUACGAAACGUGUUAGCGUCAGCAAAGACAGGAAAACGUGCGUUUGCGAGCAGAAGUAACGUUAGUUGGCUAGCUAACGUUAGCUAGCUAGAAUAGGUUAAUUGGCUACCUAUUGUUAGCUGCCUUUUUCCUCUUACCGUUGGUGUGGUAGUGCUGGCUAGGACCUGAAGCAUUAGCUAGCUGACUUACUCAGAAUUGUGAACUGAUGGAGUGCCCUCAUCUGAACUCAAAUGUGAGCUGUCCUAUCGAUACCUCUAGGUUCCCUAACGGUACUCCGUCUUCCUGGUGUUGCAACGUUUGCAGGUCUAAUAAAAGUCCAUGGAUUUGCCUUACCUGUCUGAUGGUCCAUUGUGGAAGAUACGUCAAUGGACAUGCAAAGAAACACUUUGAAGACAGCCAAGUCGUUGGCAGUAGUCAAAAGAAGGGUGAGAAACAGGAAAAAGAGAAAUCUCAUCAUUCUGUCUGCAUGGACUGCAGCAACUACAGCAUAUUUUGUUACAGAUGUGAUGACUUUGUUGUCAAUGACACCAAACUUGGGCAGGUGCAGAAAGUGAGGGAACAUCUGCAGAGUUUAGAAAACUCAGCACUGAUGGGUGACAGACAGAGGAAAAGAAAACUCCAGGAAAGCCCAGCUCCAGAUGGAAAGUUGUUGAAAGACAGUGAUGGGGCGGCUUUAGGUGCUACAGGCCUGCGGAAUUUAGGCAACACUUGCUUCAUGAAUGCAAUUCUGCAAUCCCUCAGCAACAUCGAGCAGUUCAGCUGUUAUUUCAAGGAGUUGCCUGCAGUGGCUCUACGCAGUGGUAAGACGGCAGGAAGAAGGAUGUACCACACCCGAAGCCAAGGGGACAACAGUGUGUCUUUGGUGGAGGAGUUCAGGAAAACCCUUUGUUCCCUGUGGCAAGGAAGCCAGACGGCCUUCAGUCCAGACUCCUUAUUUUAUGCUAUAUGGAAAAUCAUGCCAAGUUUCAGAGGCUAUCAGCAGCAGGAUGCACAUGAGUUCAUGCGUUACCUGCUGGACCACCUCCACAGGGAGCUCCAGUACAGUCGCAACGGGGCAUCUCAUUCACUCUCACCUCAGGAUGGGGUCAGACUUUCCACUGCGGAAGGCAAAUGCUGCAUAAAUGGGACUGCCAGUGUGGUCACAUCCAAUUUUGGUGGCAUACUUCAGAAUGAAGUCAACUGUCUGAUAUGUGGAACAGAAUCUCGGAAGUUUGAUCCAUUUCUUGAUCUGUCUUUGGACAUUCCCAGCCAGUUCAGACAAAAGAGAAGUAAGGACCAGGAGCCAGGGCCGACCUGCACUUUACGUGACUGCGUACGUAGCUUCACUGACCUGGAAGAACUUGAUGAAACAGAGCUGUACUAUUGCCAUAAGUGUAAAAAACGACAGAAAUCCACAAAGAAGUUCUGGAUCCAGAAGCUGCCAAAGGUUUUGUGUCUGCACCUUAAAAGGUUUCACUGGACGGCCUUUUUGAGAAACAAGGUGGAUACCUAUGUGGAAUUUCCACUGAAAGGCAUGGACAUGAGAGGCUACUUACUUGAGCCAGAUAAUUCAUUACCGGAAAGCUGCCUGUAUGACCUUGUUGCUGUUGUAGUCCAUCAUGGAUCUGGGGUUGGAUCAGGACAUUAUACAGCAUAUGGCAGCCACGAGGGUCGAUGGUACCACUUCAACGACAGCACCGUGACUCUGACCAAUGAGGACACAGUGAGGAAGGCCAAGGCCUACAUCCUCUUCUACGUGGAGAGGACUGAACAGGGGGCCUCAGACAAGACGGCCAGGAACAAGCCUGCUGUGGACACAGCAGCCAUGGACAGUGGUCCCUCAGAAGCAGAUGCUCAGGACAAGGCUGCAGCAGCAGACACGGUUGCCACAGACAUGGUUUUAAUGGAUGUGCCAGCCUCACACAUGAAUACCCAGGACGUGGCAGCCCCAGAUAAUGCUGCAUUGGAAAAUGUGGGUGAAGACAUGACUGAACUGCAUAAAGCCGACACAGCUUCAGUGGAGGCUGCGACAGAUAGGGAUACCUCAGACAAGGCUGCAAGAGAGGAAGCCAGCCAAGCUAUACAAGCCGUUGCACAAUGAUUCUGUCAGAUUGCCUCAGACCAGCUCCUCACUCAAUUUUGUCUUCACCUCAAUCACAUUUUUCACAGUGCUUGAUUUUAAAUAGUUAAUUUCCACGUUUAAUGUAUGCAAGUGCAACUAUUUAGUUGUUUAUGACCUGCUUGACAGCAUCAUGUAUAAUUUGCUGCUUGGGUUUUGUUAAUAUGACUUUUUGUGUUUAUUUCCUUGAUGUUGUAUCCCUGAGUUGAGGUAGACUUCUCUGUAUGUAAUAGAUUCCAAAGGUUUAAGAUAAUUAACUAAAGCUGUAGCCUUGGAAAACCUCAGUUGGUCCAAUGUUUAGCCUAGACUGAAGAGAUUGAUUGUGUCAAGACACUGUCAUUGUAACAAUAUUUGGAGUUUCUAUUGUUUUUAAAGUUUCUAAUUUUGUAAUUUCCACCUCUUGAAAACCUCGUAGUUUUGUUUUCCAGUUAUUUGGGAAGAUUUUAGGAUAUAGAAUGCAAUGCAUUUAUUGACUGACAAGUGCUAAUUAGGGCUUUAGAAAGUUGUUUUAACUUGUUGACCAGAACCAAUGUGAAAGAAAUGAUCAUUCUUAAAUAGUUUUGUUUGUCUGUAUUGAUGCUGGAGUUUAAUUCGUCAUUUUACGUUGAUCUGAAAUGGGCUUAGAAACAGGCCGAGGAAAUUCUCUUUUAAAAACAUGUAUCGGACAAAGUUAACAUGACAAAAUACAAUGGAUAAUCUUUUUCAAAUAUUUGAUUUUCUUUUCUUUUUUUUUAUCUGUGGAAAAAAAAAAAAAAACCUUGCCUUUUCUGAUCCACUAGGUGCUAAUGUCUGCUUUUAGUAAUCUUAAGUGGCAGAAGCUCCCAUUAUUAUUUAAAUUACUAAAGUCAGAAUAAUAAGACAAUAAUGCCACCACAUUCUCAUAAGGAAAAGUCUCCCUUAAAGUCCAAGUGGAGUUUAUUUGUGAUUCACCUUUGAAUAGGAUUCAAAUUUGUGAACUAUAAAAUUAAUAACUAGAAAAAUAUUGAAACAUUUAUACAAUUGACUAGUGUUCACUGAUUUUAGUUUGCGGUUUGAUAGAUUAAACUGUUAUUGUUAGUUAUUGUAGAGCUGAAACAAUAAGUAGGUCAACAGAAAAUUGAUACGCAACUGUUUUGAUAAUCUACUAGGCAUUGAAGUCAUUCUUUAAGCAAAAAUGCCAAACCUUUAAUGGUUCUUGGUUCUUAAAUGUGAGCAUUUACUGUGUACUUGUCUUGCUUAUUACGCCUGGGUUUUAGACAGCUCUUCAGACAAAAAAAUGAUUUGAAGACUAUCUUGGGGUCUAGGAAAUUGUGAUGGUGUAUUUUUCACUUCGUUUUUUUACCAAACAUUUAAUCAAUUAGUCAGGAAAAUAAUUGGCAGAUUCAUUAAUGAUGAAAAUAAUUAUAAGUUGCAGCUCUAAAUUAAAGACAAACAAAACUCUAAAAUGCACUUCUAUGCCUAUAAUUCUCUCAGCAUAUAUACUGUUGCUUUAAACUUUGAAAGCCAAUUUGAAAUAAAAAAAACUAUUUUACCAUAUUUGCACAA